Molecule: messenger RNA, 660 nt
Organism: Python bivittatus (Burmese python)
Lineage: Eukaryota; Metazoa; Chordata; Lepidosauria; Squamata; Pythonidae
Gene: GSX1
Product: GS homeobox 1
Biological process (GO): regulation of DNA-templated transcription
Cellular component (GO): nucleus
Molecular function (GO): sequence-specific double-stranded DNA binding; DNA-binding transcription factor activity, RNA polymerase II-specific
Source: RefSeq, a predicted model, not a curated record
AUGCCACAAGCACUACUUGUUCUUAAUGCAACCUUGCUGUGAGAGACAAACAAGUCUGACCUUUUGUGCCCGCUUUGCGUGGCCGCCGCCUCUCAACCGCACCCGCCGCCGCCGCCGUACCCCCUGCCACUCCUCAAGGCUUCCUUUCCUCCCUUCGGCUCCCAGUACUGCCCUACGCCCCUGACUGCCAGGCAGUCCCCCGGAGGUUCAUCCGCCUCCAGCGGCAGCCACGCACCCGCCCUCUACCAGAGUGCCUAUCCGCUGCCCGACCCCCGACACUUCCACUGCAUCUCCGUGGACAGCACGUCAGGCCAGCUGCCGAGCAGCAAGCGGAUGCGCACGGCCUUUACCAGCACGCAGCUGCUGGAGCUGGAGCGAGAGUUCGCCUCCAACAUGUACCUGUCGCGCCUGAGACGCAUCGAGAUUGCCACCUACCUCAACCUCUCCGAGAAGCAGGUGAAGAUCUGGUUCCAGAACCGGCGUGUCAAGCACAAGAAGGAGGGCAAGGGCGGCUCCCACCGCGCCGGGGGAUCGGCCGCCCCCGGCUGUAAGUGCGCCUCCCUCUCAGCCGCGGCCAAGUGCUCCGAAGACGAGGAGGACUCGCCCAUGUCCCCGUCUUCCUCGGGCAAGGACGAGAGAGAACUCGCCGUCACUCCCUAA